UAAAAAGGCCACCCACUUCUCUCACUCGGCCAUCAAGAAGCCCGAAGCCCUUUUCUGAAGUUGCCCUCCAGACGAGAGAAUCCCUAAAAAGGCCCUAUUUUCCUCUGCCACUCUCAAUCCUCCCAGAAAUAUCUGGCAAGAACGUUGGUCGGGGAGCGGAGGUGGGCUGGACUGGACACUGUGGUAAACUCAGAUUCAGUUUGGGCCCAAAAUAACUACGUUUGGCAGCCCAGCCCAAAAUAUCUCAGGAGGGAGGCAGAGCCGCCGCUGUUGCGAGACUUACUUCCGAAUUGAUUCGCGCAACCCACAGCAGAUAGAGAGGGUGCUGGAAAUGGUGAAUAAAGCAUGGAAAAUAAUCCCAAGACCAGUGCUGGAAACAGUGCUCCACAACCACGCGCAGCGCCACCGAGUUCCUCAGCCUCUCAUCGUCCACGGCCCCAGAGGCGUCGGCAAAACCACUCUCGUCCUCGAGCGUCUUCUUCCUGAGUGGAACAAAGGCCCUCACAUCACUGGUUACGUGGACUUGGCUCAAUCAGUCAAAGACCACCACCCAGAUCACAACUCCUCAUAUCCCUGGACGUCAUGGUCCAAUUGCCCACCACCCAGUUUGACAAAUCUCCGGACUCAGCUCGAGCUAUGUCUCGAAUCCAUGGCUGAGAAGGCUGUCCGACUCGGCACCAUUAGCUCCCAACAAAUCUUCACCACUUUGAACAAAUGGCACAGUCUCAACACCGCACUUCGCCGUAUUAUUGAAAGUAAUAAGAGCUCGAGCAAUGCGGUUUCCGAUAAGGUUUCCACUUCUGCUUUGUGGGAUCGGGCUCUUUUCGCUCUAUCUGCUCGAUGGAAUGCCGCUGAGAUUGAUAGGGUUAUGGGAUUGGGAGAGAAGGGGAAGGCCGUGUCAAUGGAAGAGGCUUCGUAUUUUAGGGAAGCGAUGGUGGGGUUGAGGUUAGCGAAGGAGGUUAUUAAGGUUCAGCAAGGGUGGCGAGCCAAUGCUGUGGCUCACUUGAAUCGGUCUGGUGGUUAUUCGAGGUCCUUAGCCAAUUCUGCUACUGAUUGGCCUUGUUUGUUGUUGGAACUAUUAUCACAGGCAGCGGAGAUUGGGUUUUUUCAGCCGAAGCUGAUAAUUAACAAUAUUGAUGUUCUUCGCCAUGCAAUUUUAACGGAUGAUUCAACAGUGUGUGCAUCGAUGUAUCAUGACAGCUUGCUGUGGAGAAUAAUAGCUUUGGGUGUGAAUGAGAGGUGUUUGCCUGUUGUGCUUGUAACUUCAGAUAGCUACUAUUCAUACCAAGCCUAUUUGGAUUUUGGAUUUCCAGACAUAUUCAUCUCUCGUGAGACCUUUGGAUGGACUCCACAAGAAGCUACACUGCAUAUGGUCACAGAUUAUUUCAGUCAUUCUGAGUUGGCAGUGAUAGCUGAUGUUCUUGGGCCAAACCCUCGGCAUCUAUUUGAGCUUUAUGCACUUAAACAGAGCAAUUAUUAUCAAAAGGUCAUGGAAGACAGUGGUAGUACAUUUGAGGACAUCAUAGAUGCAUAUUUGUCAUAUUUGCAAAUUACUGUGGUGAAUCCUGCCAUGGAUAAAGCAUUGAAACUCCUGGAAAAGUUUGCUGUUGAUGCACGAAGUGGAAGGAUUCCAGAAGAUAGAUUACGUUUUGGUGCUCCUUGGAGACACCCUCCACGUAUAGACAACCCUACUUUGUGCUCGGAGUGGACGAAGCUUCAAUUAAUUGAUUUUGUUCAAUCUCUAGUAAAUGCGGAGUUUGGGUUCAAUUAUCUAGCCGACUGUAGCCUUGAGAUCCUUGAUGAUCCUUCUGCUGUUGCAUUGGUAGAGGUUGGUUUGCUGUAUGCUCAACGGGAUCCAUCCUUCAUUCGCCCCAUAUCCCUGGGUAUUCAGAGGUGUCUUGUGAGAUGGCUUGUCCAGGAGAGGAUGCAGAUGAGCUUCCAACAGUCGUUCUGGUAUCUCUGGCACCGAAUCAUUCGCGGCCGUAGUUAUCGCCAUUUGCUGCUACAAAAGGGCUAUAAUUAUAGAUAGAGAGUAAGAGUUUGGAAAAUAUUCUAAAUAAUUUAAUAGUAGUAAAAUUAUUUUUCCUGGAGCAAUGAAUUUAGUUUACUGAUCCGACUACACGGGACAAUAUAACUUGCUGCGAUAUUAGAUGGGAGCCUAGGGUUGUGUGGAUUAGAUUCAAACCUGUGGUUAACCUGAAGCAGCAUUAGGCAUUGGUAGCGCAUGUGUCAGAUGUUCAAUGUAGUGCAAAUUUAAAUUAAUUUUAGAUUUAGUUCUUAUUUGGGUUGGUAAUUAUAGAGAAAAUGGGGCAUGAUAGCUUUGACGGGUUUUGGGAGGCAGUUUUGCAAAGGACUUCAGCUACUACUCCCUUAUUUAAUCUCAUUAAUUUCUUAGUUAAAAUUUCAUCUAUAUUAUGGCCAACUUAAGUUCCAUCGUUGGAUAAGAUUAUUUUGUGUUGCCUUUCAGGUGACUUUUUGGCAAGGCUUAUUCAUUUAGUGAUGCAGGCAUUUUUCUUGUGCGUCGCACAAGAUGUAAGUAGUUGAAAAUAUUCAUUUAGCUUUUCUAAUGUAGAUCAGUUCCAAGAUUUUCCUUGAUUUCUAUUGUCCACUUUAUCCCAUUGACUCCUCUGACCAAUUGAAAUGUUGAAGCCUUCUAUCAUAAAUUGUAAGUAAUUAAAUAUUUAACCCACAACUCGGGAUCAGACCUAUAUUGCAAAGAUUCUUAAAAGUAAAAAUAUAAAAAAGACUUAUAUUUCUCCUUCAUUUUAUAAUAAAAUAUAAGUCUAUAUUUAUAUAUGUAUGCAUGUAUGUUGCAUAACGUCCAGCUUUAGCUGUCAUUCCUGUGUCAUUCCAUUUGAAAUUGUGCUGUAGAAUGGUAUAAAUUUUCCAGCAGCUCUACAUUCUUCUGCUAAAUUUUGAAUAGGUUACUUAUCUUUCUUUCUGUCAGUCUCUUCAGUGUGCAGACAAUGUGGGGAGCAGCCAAGGCUGAUUCUCAUGAAAUUGAUAUACUGUAAGCCUCACCUUGUCCUUCUGCAUAUAUUUUUUAUACUCUGCACUAUGAUUGUUAAUGGAAAUUCAUCAUGCAUCUGUUGUUUCAAGCUAAGCUAAAAGACAGUUCCAGACUUGGGAAUUUAUUAGUUGUGUAACAUUUUAAUAGUUUGUUAUUAUUUUCAUUUGUGAAGCUGAUGAUAUAGCUAACUGUUGUAGUUUUGUUAUUUUGAAAAUUGAGUUCAGUGAAACAAUGCAUGACUUCUUAAGCUGAUGAAUUCAAUUCUUUGUUUUCAGUGAAUACUCUUUAAUCAACUUGGAUGUAACAUCAGUUUCUGCUUUUGUAGGCCAUACUGAAGCAAUUUACUAGUUUUAAGUAGUAUUGAAGAUUCAAAGCUUGAAGGCUGUACUAAACAACAUAUUCUUUGGCAUUCCAAGAUGACUCUUGGCAUGUCCUGAGGUGAGUUUUAGUUGUCACCAUCCUCGUGAAUUGAUCGAGGACCUCACUCAUAAGGAUUCAUAGGAAGUUUUCUGCUUCUUAUCAUACUAACAGUUUCAAUCAGCGAUUAGAUUUUAAAGGGAGAAAAAAAGGAUAAAAUAAAAAGAAAAGAUGGAAAGAUGGAACACAUGCUUUCUUCUUAGAGAUCAUUGCUUUAUAGCUAUUGCUAUAUAGAUAUAUCAGCUACUAGAUUAUACUAUUAAUUUGAGUAAUGGUUGUUGAUUCAAA
Vitis vinifera (wine grape) is the source of this 3715-nucleotide messenger RNA. RefSeq lists its product as uncharacterized. The transcript is spliced from 13 exons. The record is from RefSeq and is a predicted model, not a curated record. Lineage: Eukaryota; Viridiplantae; Streptophyta; Magnoliopsida; Vitales; Vitaceae. The coding region runs from base 332 to 2029 and encodes 565 amino acids.